This is a messenger RNA of Camelus dromedarius (Arabian camel), 5915 nucleotides long. It is a transcript of the gene SLC30A4, whose product is annotated as solute carrier family 30 member 4. Bases 282 to 1571 code for a protein of 429 amino acids. Gene Ontology annotation, molecular function: zinc ion transmembrane transporter activity. Gene Ontology annotation, cellular component: plasma membrane. The record is from RefSeq and is a predicted model, not a curated record. Gene Ontology annotation, biological process: zinc ion transmembrane transport; response to zinc ion. NCBI's taxonomy places the organism in Eukaryota, Metazoa, Chordata, Mammalia, Artiodactyla, Camelidae. The transcript is spliced from 8 exons.
GAACCUGUCAGACCUGGGCAGACGGCCUGGAGCUGCGGGCGCCGCGGGCGCCGCGGGAGCGAGGACGGCCCCGCUCCUCCGCGGUCCCGGGCCGAGCUGUGCGAGGCGGCCCCGCCGAGCCGGCCGAGGGCGGGGAGAUGAGCGGCGGCCCCGCGGCUGCGCCCCAGGAUGGGGAGGGACGCGCGGCAGGGCCACCGGGAACUGGCGCUCGGGUGAAGUAGGAGCCGCCGGCCGGCUGCCUGCACCGAGCGGUUCGGCGCCGCGGCCGCUCAGCCUCUGCCAUGGCCGGGUCCGGCGCGUGGAAGCGCCUCAAAUCUCUGCUGAGGAAGGAUGAUGCGCCGCUGUUUUUAAAUGACACCAGCGCCUUUGACUUCUCUGACGAGGUGGGGGACGAGGGUCUUUCUCGGUUUAACAAACUUCGAGUUGUGGUGGCCGAUGACGGUGCUGAAACCCCGGAAAGGCCUGUUAACGGGGCGCACCCGGCCCUCCAGGCCGACGAUGAUUCCUUGCUGGACCAGGACUUACCUUUGACCAACAGUCAGCUGAGUUUGAAGGUGGACCCCUGUGACAACUGCAGCAAACAGAGAGAGUUGCUGAAGCAGAGAAAGGUGAAAACCAGAUUGACCAUUGCUGCCGUUCUUUACUUGCUUUUCAUGAUUGGAGAACUCGUAGGUGGAUACAUUGCAAAUAGCCUAGCAAUCAUGACAGAUGCACUUCAUAUGUUAACUGACCUAAGUGCCAUCAUACUGACCCUGCUUGCUUUGUGGCUGUCUUCAAAAUCACCAACCAAAAGAUUCACCUUUGGAUUUCACCGCUUAGAGGUUUUGUCAGCUAUGAUUAGUGUGCUGCUUGUGUACAUACUUAUGGGAUUCCUCCUGUAUGAAGCUGUCCAAAGAACUAUCCAUAUGAAAUAUGAAAUAAAUGGAGAUAUAAUGCUCAUUACCGCAGCUGUUGGAGUUGCAGUUAACGUCAUAAUGGGGUUUCUGUUGAACCAGUCUGGUCACCAUCACACCCAUUCCCACUCCCUGCCUUCAAAUUCUCCUUCCACCAGUUCUGGAUGUAGACGCAACCACGGGCAGGAUAGCCUGGCGGUGAGAGCUGCCUUUGUACAUGCCUUGGGGGAUUUGGUGCAGAGCGUUGGUGUGCUAAUAGCUGCAUACAUCAUACGAUUCAAGCCAGAAUACAAGAUUGCUGAUCCCAUCUGUACAUACGUAUUUUCAUUACUUGUGGCUUUUACAACAUUUCGCAUCAUAUGGGACACAGUAGUUAUAAUACUAGAAGGUGUACCAAGCCAUUUGAAUGUAGACUAUAUCAGAGAAGCCUUGAUGAAAAUAGAAGAUGUAUAUUCAGUGGAGGAUUUAAAUAUCUGGUCUCUCACUUCAGGAAAACCUACUGCCAUAGUACACAUACAGCUAAUUCCUGGAAGUUCAUCUAAAUGGGAGGAAGUACAGUCCAAAGCAAAGCAUUUAUUAUUGAACACAUUCGGCAUGUAUAAAUGUACUAUUCAGCUUCAGAGUUACAGGCAAGAAGUGGACAGAACUUGUGCGAACUGUCAGAGAUCCAGUCCCUAAUUUUAUAUGUGUUGGGGACUACUGCCUUAUUUAUCCUGCAGUCACAGACGUAAGAGCAAUAAAUGCACACCUCGGUGAGAAAUGGAAUCCCUGACAGCUGUGUCCAUAUCAAGCCGGUCUCUCAGAACAGUCACUCCAGCCUGACGGUGCCAGUUUCUGUUUAAUGGUAAAAUGAGACUUCUCUAUGAUUUUCAGAUGAAGAUGUUUCUAAAAUGCUGUUUACAGAAUGAGACAUGACUUAUAGAUACCUCACAGAAGACAAUCCAAGACUGUACUUCAUUGAUUAUGACAGUACCUGUCUUAAAGGAAGCAUCAAGAAUUCAGUAUUUGCAUUUAAAAAUCCUUUUUAAGGACCAUUUUAUAUCAAGCCAGUGCUGGAAAACUGCGGGGUUUUUUUUUAUUAUGUAAUCAUCACACCCAGCUACUGGAAUUUGACACCCAAGCUCUCUUUUUACCAAAAUUAUUUCUCAACAGAUUUCAGAAAGCACUACUAAUUAUCCAGAAAGUGGAAUAAGCAUGUAUUCCUAGAGUUUCAGAAUGAUUUAUUUCACAAAUAAGUCUUAAUGGUAUUGUUAUAAUUUGUAAUCUGCUUUUUCCAGAUGUUACAGGGUUUUGAAUCUCAAAUGAUUUUGAUUAUUUGUAAUCUUAUCAGCAUCAAAUCUUUACAUAUUGUGGUCACUGACAUUAAAUUAUUUAGGGAAUAUUAUCAGUAUUAUUCUGAAUAGCAGAAGUUAAUCAUAAACUCAAAUUAUUAUAUGUGAUAAUUUAAAACAAAAUAUAAGCAUGAGGAUGGGGUGUGGUGUUUCAGACUUAAGUCUUCCUGAAGUCACUUCUAUUGUUCAUGGAAUUAUCUUUAAGAACAGCAAGAAAUUGCAAGAGGUAGACAAUGAUCCUCUGUCCUUUUAAGAACUCCCUUCCCUUUUGUACAGAAGGUUUGCUUGCUACCUUGCUUCUUGCUUCCAUACCAGUUAACCUGUGUGUGCCCGUUCAGGGUAAAACUCUGGAAAGCUGAGGUUCGGCUUGCCCUCUACCUCUCACGUGUAGAUUAACCACAUUCCUCCAGGGAGAACUUUGGCUGGGUCGUAUGGGUUAGGGAUUCUCCAUGGACUCCAAAAACCCUACGAUAUAAUUUUGCAGUUUUUCCAAUAAUAAUACCAUAGCAGAAAUGCCCAGAGGGAUUGGAGGAAGAUAUUACUCUGGGAAAACAAAAUUCUCAAGGGUUUUUGACUUUGUGUGUGUUUUUAAAGCAGGGGAAUUGGGAUGGACGUUAAAUCUGUGUUGUAGGGAGGCUAAGCAUAGAAGUUUUCAAACCAAAUGCAACUAAUUGGUAACAGUUGUGUUAAAGAGGCAGGUGUGAAUAUUCAUGUUUAAUUUUGCAGCAGUUGGUUUUGUGAUUACCUUUACGCACAUUAGAAAUCCAUUUUCAAGAGGAACAGUUUCUUAUACCAAGAAUAGGUAUGGUUCUUUGAUUCCUCAGAAUCAGAGUAGAGUAGCAAUGUACCAGGCAAGCUGUGAACUGAAAUCCUAGAUGGGCACACCGAAGAAAUCUCAUGUCAGUGGAGAACAGGAAACAGAUCUCAUCUUUCUACCAAGUACCUCACUACAAAUAACCUAAGAUAAAACCUAGAUUUACCUGAAAAAUUGUUAAGAGUUGAUAGUACCCAAUGUAAGGGUUGAUGAGGAUUAAUGAUUCCCAAUAAAACCCAGUGCUUAUUGAAUUGAAUUGAAAAUUCACUUUUUAGGAUUCUUACUGUGAAUCGAUUUUAAAUGAUUUGAAUUUUUCUAAAAUUUCAGUAGCAUAUAAACUGUUAAAAUCAAAAUAAAUAUAAAAUUAAAAUACAGAAGGCAAGUAAGAAUAAGUAAGAGACGUUUCCAUGGGCAUCUGGGCAUUUGUGGGCUUUGAGUACUUAGCGAGAGAAAGGAAAAGAAUAUGCCUUAUAUGCUAGUGGGUUCUCUCAUAUUUGCAGUUGUUCCUCCUAUCUGCAAAGGUUGUUUUUUGUAAACUUUCCUUUAUCUUAAAUAGAUACAUCUGACUUUUCGUAUCUACCCAUUCCUUGGAAAGUUGUUUGAUGAAACAGUCUAAAACGCAUUUGAGGACUGAAAGGAUCCCUUUGUAAAAUGCAGAAACACUGAAAACUUUUGUAAAUCUUACAGUGUUCUGCGUUAAGUGAGGUACACAUGGAGUUUCCUGUGCUUUGCAUUUUGUAGCAAGGACUUACAGAUUUUGUACUGGUACUUUACUGGUUCAGUAAGAUUUGGGGACUGAUUUAACUUUUUGUAACUUGACAAGACCCACAGAGAAGGAUGUGAACUUAGCAGAUACAACUAGGGACUACACAGCUGGUCUGUCAUUUACCCACUGAGCCACAGCCCUGAGUUACACUCCUCAGCCAGCUCUCAGAGAAAGGGCUCUCCAUUGUCCUGGGAAAGGCAGUGGCUGAGUUUGUAUAAACACCUAGCAUUGUUAAUUUUGCACAGGGAAAACAGAUCACAGCAUAAAAUCUGGGCAGUUCUUCAGUGUGAUGUAUUUCAGUUAACAUUUGCAAAUAAUCAGAGUUACUUGUGUACAUAACCUGUGUUUUACAACUCUAGCCAGAUGCAGAAUUUUGAUUUAUUUUAGGGAAGAGACCUAUUGUUUCGUGAAGGACCAUGCUGCCUUAGAAAUAUAAUGUGGGGAAUGUAGUUGAAUAAGGCAUAUUUCAGAGGGCUUUGAAAUGCAGAACCCAGAGCAAUUGUAAUUCCUACAUACAUUUUUCCAUUAGCUAUGCCUUGUGUAAUGUGAACCUAGAUUUUCACAACUUGCAGCUCCCGUCAGUGCUGUUUGCCAAAUCACUAGAUUUCUUACUUUACUGUUUUCUUUUCAGCUUUGAGUGCUUUGUUCCUAGUCUCUAUAACUAAGUUUCCUGCUCAUAGGAAUCUCAGUGUUGUGGUCCUGUCUCUUGAAUCCAGGUGUGCUCACUGAGAGUAUUUCUCUCCAGUAGAAUUUUCCCAGAAUAGACACAGGCAGGAUCAGAUACGUGAGCUUCCCUUUCAUUUUAACGUGAAGAAAAACUAUCUUUCAGAGACAAAGCACCACUUACAAAUGUAUUUCUGGGUGGGGAAGGACCUUUUUUUUUUUUUAACAGCUGAUUUUCCUGAUCCAGAGUUCUCUGCAUGCUGGACCUUCUAGAAUAAGUGUGGUGGAAGUAGACACACCAUACAACCACACACGAAAAUCACUGCUCAUAAGACCCCAGGUUGUGUUUCUCAAACAACAGAAUAUUCUCACUACUUUAGAAGAGAUGAGCAUUCACUUCUGAAACAAGCACAAUUAGCUAAAUUUAUUUUCUUCCUAUGUGUUUAUAUUAAUUGGUUCACCAUAACAAAUAAGGCGUUCUUACAGAAUUUGAGCCCCUUUGGAAUAAGGUCUUAGGCACUUUUGCUGUUGACUCACUCUAGCUUACAUAUAGUAAACUUCAAGUUACAGAAUGUGUUCCUAGAGACAAGAUUGGUUCGUUUGGUUCAGUUUGUCUCUGAGCCGAGCUUCGCUCAUGAGCGGCUGGGUAUUAGUCACAAAUGAAUAGUGACACUCACUAUGUGCUGUGUUGAGGGGAAGCAACCCUGAGUGCCAGACUGAGAGACAUCGUCUUUCUAACCAAAAUAUUGUUCACAAACCCUGGCUGCAAACAUGUCCUGUGAAUCACAGCUCACAGGGCUUCAGAUUUAUUUUACAGAUCGCCAGUCAGGGGUAUUGCUUGUGAUGUUGGUAGCAGGCAAAUUGAAGAGAAUUGCUGUGGAGUUCCUCAGUGUUGAAUGAAUUGUGUGUGUGCAGCUUGGUUACACAUGGAGGCCAGUCUGCCAUUGAAUUCUCACUUCUAAAAGGUUUAACCUGUUCCUCAGUGGUACUGUGAGGACCAACAAACAUUUUCCGAAUUUUGGUAAGAUUGGAAAACAUUUAUGGAGGUUUUCCCAGUUUAACCCAUGACAGUGUUCAUUUGAAUAUUGCAAUUAAGUAUAUUCUGAAAUAACUGCAACACAAAAUUGAAAUGUGCCAGUAUGUCAGCUUUGCACCUAAAGAUAAUGUAUAUUUGGAAAGCUUAUGUUUCUCUAAAUAAGUAUAUGUUAAUCAGUAAGCCAUAUCACAGUUUAAGAAAUUGUAUAUACUUUUCCAUAUACACCUUCAGAAACCAGGUAUUUUGCAUAUGAUUGAUUUUAGAAAGAUUUUGAAGCUGGAGUUUGUCCAUGUAAUUUAAGAUCAAAGUAUAGUAUAUAUAUAUAUAUGUACUGUAUUUGCAAUUUUCAAAUUGUAAUUUCCUAUACAUUUAUUAAAGUAUUGUUUUGCCAUGUGGUUUAUUAAAAAUGAAA